CUCCUCUCCCCGCCCUGGCCGCGAUCCUUCCCUCGGCGGAGAGGCUCUGUGUGGGGUUCGGGCAGUGCGCCCAGGGUACUGCGCAGAGCGCUGCCCGCGCGGUGCCAGCCCUGUAAGUCGAGUCGCCAGCGGGGAGGACGCGGCGCGGGCAGCGGCGGAGUUGGAAGCCGGGAUUGGGCGAAGGCGCUCCCAGGGCCUGAGGGGGCCGGCGAGUGGCCGAGCGUGAAGCGGCUGCCGCGGGCGGGGGCGCGCGUCGGGCCGUGUCUCCCGGGAGAUGCUGUGACGAACCGCACGGAAGCAGCAGCGCCGCGGCGGUGGGCGGCCUGGCCCGCCGGCUCAGUGGGAGUAUGCAAGACUUAACAGCUCAAGUGACUAGUGAUCUCCUGCACUUCCCAGAAGUGACUGUUGAAGCUCUUGGAGAAGAUGAGAUAACAUUAGAGUCUGUGCUUCGUGGAAAGUUUGCUGCAGGGAAAAAUGGACUAGCAUGCUUAGCUUGUGGUCCACAACUUGAAGUUGUAAACUCUUUAACAGGAGAGCGGUUGUCUGCAUAUAGAUUCAGUGGAGUAAAUGAACAGCCUCCUGUAGUCCUCGCAGUGAAAGAAUUCUCUUGGCAUAAGAGAACUGGAUUGUUAAUCGGACUGGAAGAAACAGAUGGGAGCGUUCUUUGUCUUUAUGACCUUGGUAUAUCAAGAGUGGUCAAAGCAGUCGUUCUUCCUGGAAGGGUAACGGCUAUUGAGCCUAUAAUUAAUCAUGGAGGAGCCAGUGCAAGUACCCAGCAUUUACAUCCAAGUCUUCGGUGGCUCUUUGGCGUGGCAGCUGUGGUAACUGAUGUUGGACAGAUCCUUCUCAUUGACCUAUGUUUGGAUGACUUGUCAUGCAGUCAAAACGAAAUAGAGGCAUCAGACCUUGAAGUUAUCACUGGUAUUCCAGCUGAAGUACCACACAUCAGAGAGAGUGUGAUGAGAGAAGGGCGCCACCUCUGUUUCCAGUUAGUAGGCCCAUCAGGAAUAGCCGUUUCUACUCUCAGUUACAUUAACAGGACAAAUCAGCUUGCUGUAGGUUUUUCUGAUGGCUACUUAGCACUUUGGAACAUGAAAAGCAUGAAAAGAGAAUAUUAUACACAGUUGGAAGGUGGAAGGGUUCCAGUCUAUUCAGUUGUCUUUCAAGAACCUGAGAAUGAUCCUCGUAACUGCUGUUACUUAUGGGCUGUUCAGUCCACACAAGAUAGUGAAGGGGAUGUUUUGAGUUUGCAUCUGCUUCAGCUGGCUUUCGGUGAUAGAAAAUGCUUGGCAUCAGGGCAGAUCUUAUAUGAGGGGUUAGAGUACUGUGAAGAAAGAUACACAUUGGAUCUAGCAGGUGGCAUGUUCCCCUUACGGGGACAGACUAGUAACACCAAGUUGCUGGGAUGCCAGAGCAUAGAGAGGUUUCCAUCUCACGGUGACAGGGAAGAGAGUGUGCGAGAAGCUCUAUCCCCUGAUACUAGUGUUUCUGUCUUUACCUGGCAAGUAAAUAUGUAUGGACAGGGAAAGCCUUCUGUGUAUUUAGGACUUUUUGACAUAAAUCGUUGGUAUCAUGCACAGAUGCCAGAUUCAUUAAGAUCAGGGGAAUCCCUGCAUAAUUGCUCUUACUUUGCACUGUGGUCAUUGGACUCAGUUGUGAGUAGGACCUCCCCACAUCACAUCUUGGACAUCCUAGUGCAUGAGCGAAGCUUAAGUCGAGGGGUUCCUCCUUCAUACCCACCUCCAGAGCAGUUUUUUAGCCCAAGUACUUUUAAUUUUGAUGCCACUUGUUUGUUGAACUCUGGAGUUAUCCAUGUAACUUGUACUGGAUUUCAGAAGGAGACUUUGACAUUUUUAAAGAAAGCAGGACCAUCUCUCAAUGAAGUCAUCCCUGACAGCUAUAAUCGAUGUCUUGUUGCUGGCUUCCUUUCACCAAGACUUAUUGAUAUUCAGCCUUCCAGUUUAAGUCAAGAAGAACAGUUAGAAGCUAUAUUGUCUGCAGCAAUUCAAACAAGUUCCUUGGGACUUUUGACUGGUUACAUCAGAACAUGGAUAAUAGAAGAACAACCAAAUUCCUCUGCUAAUCUGCGAUUUGUUCUUGAAUGGACAUGGAAUAAGGUGAUUCUCACAAAAGAAGAAUUUGACAGGCUUUGUGCACCGUUAUUUGAUGGUUCCUGUCGUUUCAUCGACCCACAAACCAUACAGUCCAUCCAGCAGUGCCAUUUGCUUCUUAGCAAUCUUAAUACAGUCUUAAGCUGUUUUGCAAUGGAGGCCCAGGGCAUCACUGAGAGAGGACUGGUGGACUUGAGCAAUAAGCAUAUGGUUACCCAACUUAUCUGUCAAUAUGCACAAAUGGUUCUGUGGUUCUCUCAUUCUGGGCUUUUACCUGAAGGCUUAGAUGAUGCUUUGCAGCUAUCAAGGCUGCGCUACAACUAUCCUGUAAUUCAGAACUACUAUACCAGUCGCCGGCAGAAGUGUGAACGCUCUCCCAGAGGGAAGUGGAACCAUGAUUGCUUGAUGAUUGAUGGACUAGUUUCUCAACUAGGAGAUCAAGUUGAGAAGUUGUGGAAACGGGAUGAAGGAGGCACAGGAAAAUAUCCUCCUGUUAGCAUCCACGCACUACUUGACAUAUAUUUACUAGACAACAUUACUGAAACAAGCAAACAUGCUAUUACCAUUUAUUUGCUACUUGAUAUUAUGUAUUCCUUUCCAAACAAAAUGGAUACUCCCAUUGAAUCUUUCCCAACUGCCUUUGCUAUUUCUUGGGGCCAAGUCAAGCUAGUUCAAGGAUUUUGGCUGCUAGAUCAUAAUGACAUUGAGAAUGGUUUAGACCUUCUGUUUCACCCAGUUACUGCAAAACCUGCAUCGUGGCAGCACUCAAAGAUUAUUGAAGGCUUUAUGAGUCAGGGAGAGCACAAACAGGCUCUCCGGUAUCUUCAGACAAUGAAGCCAACAGUGUCUAGUAGCAGUGACGUUGUCCUUCACCUCACUGUUCUGCUUUUUAACAGAUGCAUGGUUGAGGCCUGGAACUUACUUCGACAGAACUCAAACAGAAUGAAUAUAGAAGAAUUAUUAAAGCAUGCUUAUGAGGUUUGUCAGGAGAUGGGCUUAAUGGAGGAUUUACUGAAGCUGCCAUUUACAGACACUGAGCAGGAAUGUUUAGUGAAAUUUUUACAGUCCAGUACCAGUGUUCAGAAUCACGAAUUCCUUCUAGUUCACCAUUUACAGCGUGCCAAUUAUAUUUCUGCCUUGAAACUAAACCAGACUCUGAAGAAUAUUCUCACGAGUGAUCGGGACCCUCGUUUGCGUGAGAGAUCAGUGGCUCGAAAUUCUAUAUUAGACCAGUAUGGGAAAAUCCUACCUAGAGUCCAGAGAAAAUUAGCCGUUGAACGAGCUAAGCCUUACCAUCUGUCAACAUCGUCAGUUUUUCAAGAAGUUUCUAGACCCAAACCAUUAUCAGCAUUUCCAAAGAAAGCUGUAACUGGAACAGUGUUAACAAGAUCUACUUUCAUCAAUAAUGUGUUGUCUAAAAUUGGAGAGGUGUGGGCGAGUCAUGAACCUAGAAAUGGCGUCUCACUUUACAAUAGUCCUAAAACAGAACAGCCUCCUUCUAUAGCACAUCAGCUCCCACAUCCAGAGCUUCCUGAGGCAUUUGUUGGAACACCAAUUUCAAAAGCAUCCCAAAGACUUUCCAGAUUACUUGAUUUGGUUGUUCAUCCUAUCCCCCAGCCUUCUCAGUGUUUGGAGUUCAUUCAGCAAAGUCCUACAAGAUCUCCUUUGUGUCUGCUAUCCAGUUCAUUGCCUUUAAGUUCACAGUUAAAAAGGCCACAUCAGAACACUUCCCGGCCUUCAGAGUUACUUUUACUUGAAACUCCGCUUGUAGUUAAGAAAGCGAAGUCUUUGGCUCUGUCAGCUACUUCUUCUGGAUUUGCCGAGUUUACUCCUCCAUCCAUCCUUAGGUCUGGUCUUCGAACGACACCUUUAGCAUCUCCUUCUCUGUCACCUGGACGAUCUCUCACUCCACCUUGUAGACCUAAAGAAACUAGGAUUUCAUUCAUGGAAGAAGGCAUGAGCACACACUGGACUGAUCAAGCUGCAGAUGACCGUAAUACAAAAGCAUUUGUUAGUGCAUCUUUCCAUAAAUGUGCACCCCCAGCAGAAACUGAAUGGAUGAAGACCAGUGAUAAAAAUAUGUAUUUUCCUCUGGAUAUCCCUGCAAAGGGCCAUCAGAAAGUGGCUGCAGAGUCACUGGAUAUCCACUCACAAAGUCUGGAGAAACUGGAUGUGAGCAAAGAAGACAGCACUGCUUCAGCCAGAUCAGACCAGACCUCCUUAGAAUACCAUGAUGCCCCCUCACCAGAAGACUUUGAAGAUGGCAUUUUUGUGUCCCCUACCCCAGCAAGCACUUCCACUGAAUUAACUACUGACUCAGCUCUACAGACUGAGAAGCAUAAUGAUAAAGAUCUGUAUAAGUCAGAAGGCACGGUAGAAGUUGCAGCAGAAGGAGUUUCAGAAUUCAAUCGCUUAAGCCCUCUUCAAAGAGUUGAAGCUUCUUUUUGUGUGUCAUCAGUCUGUGAAGGGAAACCCCCAACCUCAAGACCUAAGGCAUCGGUUCUGGAUGAAAUAGUGUCUAUUGAAAGCCGAACCUCCAAUCUUAGAACAGACCACAAUGAUUCUCUUGUUAACAUAGUUGAAGAUGGUGAAAGCUCUGGGCCCAACUUCUCUCAGUGCCCUGUUAUCUCUGAAUGUGGCCUUGACCAGAAACUUACAUUAAAUCCAAAAGAAGAUCAUAAGAUAGAAGCUGAUGUACUCGAAGAGAACGUUGGCUUACCAGAAGAAAAGCCUCACAUUUCUGCCAGCCCUCCUGAUACUCAAGAAAUUCAUCUAAUUGGACGGGAAAAACUUGUUCAAAAUUCAGAGGAGGAGACCAAGAAUCUAACCUUUAGCGAGUUGUAUCCCUCAGGAACGCAUAGACUUCAGUGUAAUGUUGACACCAUUGAGCAGCAGUUCUGUGACUUGCCUGAUGAUAAAGACGCCACUGAAUGUGACAUCGCUGAAGUAGAUGGGGAGCUUUUUGUGGCUCAGAGUAACUUUACCUUGAUAUUGGAAGGUGAAGAAGGAGAAGUUGAGGCAAGUGACUCUGCAGCACCCAACAUGUUAUUGAAAGCAUCCAAGGAAAAACCUGUGUCCCAAGUGGAACCCGAUAGACAAGAGCAUGUUACCAAUUUGCCAUCUGUUGUAACUGGUGACCAAGAAUCCCACACAGUAGAGACUUUACCCUAUGUCCCUGAACCAAUUAAAGUAGCAAUUGCAGAAAAUUUGUUGGAUGUAAUUAAAGACACAAGAAGUAAAGAAGCAACUUCAUCAGCAGCAGAUCAGGUUGUUCAUGAAGACAAAGCAUUAAUAAGCCCAAAGGUUGCACAUUCCUCCAGGAUAACAAAGUCUACACUGAAGACUGUUCAAGAAGCUAGUGCAAAGACUAUAAAUACCAGUCUGGGUAAUGACAUGGUUUCUACUAGAACUCGCACAAGAAGGCAGCAUGCUCUAAACCUGAACGUCACAACAGAACAGGAGUCCUUGGCAAUUGCCACUCCUAAGAAGAAAACUAGAAAAAUAAAAGAAAUUUGUGAGUCUUCUGAAAAUACCUGUUCUGAUAUAAAAGGAGUACCUGAGAACCAGCUGACAGCUCAGAGUCCUCCCCCUCCUAGGAGAGGAAGGAAGAAAAAGGAAGUCAGCCAGGGUGCACUGGCAGGCUCUGUUGCUGUGGAGCUGGAGCCAGCAACUGAAGAAACACCUUCUAGAACAGAAGGCAGGCUUUCCUCUCUUAGAAAAGGGACUCCUAGAAGAUUUAAGAAAUCUAUAGAAAAUGAGCAAAGUGCAGAAAUUGUAAAUGAUCUAAAAGUUAGUAAAGCAGCAAGUCGUGGUAGAACUAGCAAAAAGCUGAGGAGUGCUAAUUUAGAAGAUUCUCAAAAUACGGAACAUAAACAAGAUGAGGAACCCAGUGACCAGCAACUGCCUCUAAAACGCAAAAGGGCCCGAGAGAAAGAAGUCAGUGUGUCGAGUGUGAUAGAGGAGCCUAAGCCUGAUUCAUCCCAGUUGCCUCUUCCAGCAGGAUUUGCUGUGCCUGCUACGCCUAGGAAAUGUGGGAGACCGAGGAAAAUAGUUCCACCAGAAGCUGCUAAAACAAGUCCCCAGAAGAAAGACAGUCCCGGUAUCCGAAGAUCUACACGAAAUACCCCAACUAGAAAUGUAAGUGCUUUAGAGAAAUCCAUUUUAGUGCCAAAUGAGGAAGCUGCCAUAGUGAUGACUUCUAAGAAAAAACGUACAAAGACUGCAGAUGAGCGCCCAAAAGGAAUAUCAGACUUGGCAGAUGACACAGCCCACAGAAAGCCUGCAGGCCUAGAAGGAAGCUUGCUUGCCACGGCUGCUGUGACUAAAUCUUCCCAGAGCACAAGGACUAGGUCUAGAAAGACCAUGUUGUUGACGGAACUCUCUGAGCCCAAAACUGAGCCUUUGUUUUCUCCUCCUUCAGUGAAAGUUCCAAAGAAAACAAAAGCUGAAAAAAUGGAGACCACUGCCCAGCUGAAAGAAUUGGUGUCAGAUUUAUCAUCUCAGUUUGUUGUUUCCCCUCCUGCCUUGAGAACCAGGCGGAAAAAUGCAUCCAGCACUUCCAAGAUUCUAAAUGAACUGGAGAGUGACCCUACACCAUUAGAAAUCAUAGAACAAAAACCAAAAAGAAGCAGGACUAUGAAGACAAAAGCGAGCAGAAACACCGGAAAAGAAAGUUCUUGGUCACCUCCCCCUGUAGAAAUUAAGCUGAUUUCUCCGUUGGCAAGCCCAGUUGAUGAAAUAAAGAUCAGCAAGCCAAGAAAGACUACAGAAGUAGCAGGAAAAACUCUUGGAAGGGGCAAAAAGAAGCUGUCUUCCUUUCCAAAGCAAAUUUUACGCAGGAAAAUGCUGUAAUUUUUAGCCCAAGAUUUUAACAUGCACCUGUGUGUAAUGUCAUCAGUAUUUGUGUGGAUUAUUAAAAGUCACCUGAUUUGGAAGGAAAUAAUUUAUAUAAAUUGUACAAUUUUGUAAACAAGUAAAUAAGUAACUCCAUAUGGAGUGCAGUUCUUCUAGUCCAGGCGUUUUAUAAUACUUCAUACGUUUAUUAUAGUAUGUAAAUAUGGCUUAUCAUUGGGAUGUUUAAUAAACUACUGUAAAGUACACAUUGUGUGUCUGUUAGAUUUUUGAGAGGGGAAUCUCUGUUUUAGUUGUAAUUUUAUAUGCUACUAGACAUUUGUCCAUUUUCUUUCUCUAUAGUUACAAUAUUAGAUACCAGUUUUAUGAGGGUGAUUGACUAUUGAGUAUUUUUAACAGUGUUGUUUUAUAAUUUAUGCACUUUGAUCCUGUUACUCAGAUUUCUAAUCAUUACAUGUACUCCUUGGGCUUUGCCUGAUACUCUGUUACAUUUGGAUUGUGGGCAUGUGAUUUUGCCUUUUUGUAGUUUUAAAAUUUUUAUGUAAUCUACCUCAAAUGAGUAAUUUUCCAGUAAUGCAUUGGUUACCUAUGCUGGCAUUUCUCGUUCCGACUAUCUUGUCUCUCAAUUGAGAGACUAAUUAUCCAGGUUAGACUGACCGGUUUCACUGCUUCUUAGCAACCUCAUGGAAGAUUUGAGAAAGAAACAUAAACAGUGCACCUGGUGUGUGCCUCGGGUUUAGAAGAGGAGUCUGGAUAAAGUAUAGACUGUCGGUGCUGUGGAAGAGCUUGCUACUGAAUCACAGAAGCCUCUUAGCAUUCAGGUUUUAAAACUGACAAUUACCACAGGACCUCAAGCACAGACUUUUGAGAAUGGAAGAAUGUGAGUAGAUGUGGGAAAGGAGAUACAAAAACCCUUUUCCGCAGUAUGCGUGUGCACAAUUAAGUAAUGGCACUUGAUGGAGGCUAUGAAAUUCAUCAAUAAAUAAGUGUUGUCAAAUAAUUGAUGGCAGGUAAUUGAUAGUGUGUAAUGAAUGGGCCCUUAAUAAUUGAUACCUAGAAACAGACUGCCUUGUCAGCUAAGCUUUGGGUGUUUCAUGUGAAGUGCAGCCGUGUGUUCUGUAUGUUAUUUUUCUACCAAAUAGCACCAUGGAUAUUGAGAAAGUGGGGGAAAUGCCUGUGCUGAGCACAGACAGAGUGAGAGUGGCGGUACGGGUGCGGCCUUUCAGCCAGGUCAGUCCAUGUUCAUUGCCUUGUUGACAAUUACUGCCUGAUUUUAUUAAUUUUUUAAUAAUAGUUACUGAAUUUGUAUUUAAGCUGCUUGUCAUUUAUGAAAUAUUAAAUUUAUUUAAAUGAAAUUUGUCAAAUGAUUAACAGAUCUAAGUAAUUUAGUAAACAUUUAAUUUCAUUCCUUGGUACAAGUAGCACAAUAAACAAAACUGACC
Molecule: messenger RNA, 8404 nt
Organism: Acomys russatus (golden spiny mouse)
Lineage: Eukaryota; Metazoa; Chordata; Mammalia; Rodentia; Muridae
Gene: Ahctf1
Product: AT-hook containing transcription factor 1
Exons: 36
Coding region: 348-6962 (2204 amino acids)
Source: RefSeq, a predicted model, not a curated record